This is a messenger RNA of Hyaloscypha bicolor E, 2811 nucleotides long. RefSeq lists its product as uncharacterized. The record is from RefSeq and is a predicted model, not a curated record. NCBI's taxonomy places the organism in Eukaryota, Fungi, Ascomycota, Leotiomycetes, Helotiales, Hyaloscyphaceae. The coding region runs from base 144 to 2588 and encodes 814 amino acids. Gene Ontology annotation, molecular function: antiporter activity. The transcript is spliced from 4 exons. Gene Ontology annotation, cellular component: membrane. Gene Ontology annotation, biological process: proton transmembrane transport.
AUCUCAACAAUGGAGACUAAUCUGCGUUCCAGGCUGGCAUCAUUAUCAUCUUCUGUCGCCUGCUCCACUAUCCCCUCUCCAGGCUCCGCCAGCCUCGAGUUAUUGCCGAAGUCCUGGGAGGAAUCAUUCUGGGUCCAUCCGUGAUGAUGCGCAUCCCUGGCUUCCAAAAUGCCAUUUUCCCCACUGCUGCGAACCCAAACCUCAAUCUGGUAGCCAACCUCGGGCUCAUAUUAUUCCUCUUCCUCGUCGGCCUCGAAGUCAAUAUGCGAAUGUUCUUGUCAAAUUGGAGGGUGGCGCUCAGUGUGGGUCUGGCGGGAAUGAUCUUGCCCUUCGGUCUGGGCUGUGCUAUUGCUUGGGGGCUAUACAACGAAUUCCGUACUGACCCUGGAACUGUGCCGAUCAAGUUCGGGGUUUACAUGCUCUUCAUCGGCACUGCUCUUUCUAUCACUGCAUUCCCAGUCCUUUGCCGAAUCCUCACGGAGUUGAAGCUCCUGUCAACCCCAGUUGGGGUCACUGUCCUAGCUGCAGGUGUUGGAAACGAUGUAACAGGAUGGAUUCUCUUGGCUCUUUGCGUGGCACUGGUCAACAACGGUUCUGGCAUAACGGCGCUUUACGUCCUGCUUGUCUGCGUCGGAUGGGUACUGUUCUUGGUCUACGCUAUUCGCCCUGGGUUCAUGUGGUUACUUCGAAGAACCGGGAGCAUCCAAAACGGUCCGACACAGGCCAUGGUAGCUCUCACGUUACUUUUAGUUCUUACCUCAUCAUGGUUCACUGGAAUCAUUGGAGUACAUCCUAUUUUUGGAGCCUUCCUGGUUGGACUUAUCUGCCCACAUGACGGUGGCUUUGCCAUUAAACUCACGGAAAAGCUCGAAGAUCUUGUUUCUGUUCUAUUCCUUCCCCUCUAUUUCGCACUUUCCGGGUUGAGCACCAACCUUGGUCUCCUGAAUGAUGGCAUCACUUGGGCGUAUGUUAUCGGAGUUAUCGCUGUUGCAUUUUCGGGAAAGAUUAUUGGUGGUACUCUAGCUGCCAGAGCCAACAAGCUAGUUUGGAGAGAAAGCUUGACUAUCGGUGUUCUGAUGAGUUGCAAAGGACUCGUGGAACUCAUUGUGCUAAACAUUGGAUUGCAAGCCAAGAUUCUUUCUACCAGAACUUUCACCAUCUUCGUCGUUAUGGCACUCGUUACAACAGUCUCGACCACACCUCUGACAGUAUCUCUUUAUCCACAGUGGUAUCAGAAGAAACUGGAUGCUUGGAAGAGAGGAGAGAUCGACUGGGAUGGCAAUCGCCUCAUGCCUGAAGGAGGCGACAGCUCGCCCGAACGCUCAAUCGAGAAGAUGAAAAACACCCAAGUCCGACGACUUCUGGUGUAUCUCAGACUCGACAGUCUUCCUAGUCUCUUUACCUUCAUUACACUACUUGGAGGAGACAGAUCAGCGGUGACCACCAAAGUGCACAAAUCGAAGACGGAGCUGAAGGCAGUCCCUGAAGGCGUAGCUUCUUCAACAGAUUCUAUAGCCAUUGGCUCAAACCGGCCACUGGAAGUUCACGGAGUUCGGAUAUUGGAACUGACAGAACGUACCUCUUCUGUCAUGAAAUCCUCCGAAGUGGACGAAUAUACAUACCGGGACCCAGUUGUCAACGCUUUCCGAACAUUUGCACAACUAAACAACGUCGCAGUUUCUGGAGGAGUGUCCGUAGUCCCAGAGGAUUCAUAUGCCGAGACCAUCACGAGUCUAGCUUCCGACCACUUUUCCGACCUCGCCCUUAUCCCAUGGACUGACCCUAUCAGCACGACCGAAUUGGACUCUACAAUAGAUUCUCUCUCCAGUGGCACUCAAGACGCCUUCAUUCAGAAGACGCUCGAGACAUCCUCUUGUAACACUGCGGUAUUCGUCAAUCGUGGAUUUGGUGGAUCAAUUCCGAUAGAGUCUCGCAGUCUCAGCCGCACUCUCAGCGGCAUCAGCUUGAGGAGUCGCCGAGAGGCACCAACUCCUCCCGUCGUAGACAGAAGUCACCAUGUCUACUUCCCAUUCUUCGGUGGUGUCGACGAUCGUGUUGCACUUCGUUUCGUUCUGCAGCUUGCUCAGAAUAGUAACAUUACAGUUACCGUCAUUCACUUUAACACGCCGAUCCAAUCAGGUUUCAACAAGGGAGCCGACAUUAUAACAGAGCCUGCCAGGGUUGCGGGCGGUCGCUCAAGUGCUGGGCAUCUCACCAUCAACGAGAGAGUCGAUACCGAGACUCUUUAUGCCGAAGCUGGCCAAGAUGCAACGCUUGUACAUACACUUCGCGACACACUACCUCCGACAUUGGCAAAUCGUGUAGUAUUUGUGGAUGUGGCAACCACAACUCCCAUCCCAGACUGUCUCCGUCACGCACGACAAGAAGUAGGGCAGUCUCCGAGAAACGCUGGUGACUUGAUCAUCGUAGGCAGAGGAAGGCACUCUCGCAUUUCGGAGAGUCUCGAGCAUUCCUCGAAUGCUGAGAUGAAGAAGACUUUAGGUGCUGUAGCUGAGACUUUGGUCUCUGGUGGCGUGAGAGCGAGUGUUCUGGUUAUACAGGCAGGUGGGCGUGGAUUGGAUGCUUAGAUGGAUAUGGCGUGGCGUUUCGGGUAACAUUUGGCUAUCUUGCUUUCUUCCUGGUGUAAGAUCUGAGUUGGGAUUUGAUAUUUAAUGAUCUACAUUCAUUACGGCCAUUUAUCUUCCUUGAUCGUAUAUUCUGCGAGAAUCGGGUGUGGGGUGAGGAAACGAACUUCGAGUGAGGCCGCCCCCCGUUUCACUACAUCCUCACACAACACAACCUAACCUCUCA